Serpula lacrymans var. lacrymans S7.9 is the source of this 1854-nucleotide messenger RNA. RefSeq lists its product as uncharacterized. The record is from RefSeq and is a predicted model, not a curated record. Bases 1 to 1854 code for a protein of 617 amino acids. Lineage: Eukaryota; Fungi; Basidiomycota; Agaricomycetes; Boletales; Serpulaceae. Gene Ontology annotation, molecular function: ATP hydrolysis activity; ATP binding; proton-transporting ATPase activity, rotational mechanism. Gene Ontology annotation, biological process: ATP metabolic process; proton transmembrane transport. The transcript is spliced from 11 exons. Gene Ontology annotation, cellular component: proton-transporting V-type ATPase, V1 domain; fungal-type vacuole membrane.
AUGGCAGGAGCCCUUCAAAAUGCGAAACGAGACCUCAGGAAGAUCAGAGAUGAAGAGCGUGAAUCGCGAUUUGGCCAAGUUUUUGGUGUCUCAGGUCCUGUCGUGAUUGCAGAAAAUAUGAUUGGUGCCGCCAUGUACGAGCUCGUUCGCGUCGGGCACGAUGAGCUGGUAGGAGAGGUCAUCCGCAUAGAGUCUGACAAAGCGACGAUUCAAGUGUACGAAGAGACGUCCGGCGUAACAGUCGGUGAUCCCGUGCUGCGCACAGGAAAGCCAUUGAGUGUAGAACUUGGUCCUGGCUUGAUGGGCAACAUCGUGGAUGGCAUUCAGCGACCUCUUCGAUCAAUUCAAGAGCUGUCAAAGUCAAUUUACAUUCCCCGUGGUAUCAACACUGAGGCACUUGAUCGAUCGCUAAGUUGGGACUUCAAUCCUUCAUCGUUCAAGGUUGGCGAUCAUAUAUCAGGCGGUGACAUCUUCGGAGGCGUCUAUGAGAACUCUCUGGUCGAUAACCACAAGAUCAUGCUUUCACCACGCGCGCUUGGCACAAUCACGCACAUUGCGGAGAAAGGCAGCUAUUCCGUUGCCGACACCAUAUUGGAGACAGAAUUCGAAGGCAAGACUACUAAGCACUCUAUGAUGCAAUUAUGGCCUGUCCGAGCACCUCGACCUGUUACGGAGAAACAGACUGCCGACUAUCCUCUUUUAACUGGGCAGCGCAUUCUCGAUGCUUUGUUCCCGUGUGUGCAAGGCGGUACCACAGCUAUUCCAGGGGCUUUCGGUUGUGGGAAGACGGUUAUCUCGCAGGCACUCUCGAAGUACUCUAAUAGUGAUAUUAUCAUUUAUGUUGGUUGCGGUGAGAGAGGAAAUGAGAUGGCUGAAGUUUUAAUGGAGUUCCCUGAAUUAACAAUGGAAGUCGGUGACCGUCAAGAGCCUAUCAUGAAACGCACGACCCUCGUGGCAAAUACGUCCAACAUGCCUGUGGCUGCUCGUGAAGCCUCCAUCUACACUGGUAUCACGCUAUCUGAAUAUUUCCGUGACCAAGGCAGUAACGUAUCGAUGAUGGCCGACUCGACAUCACGUUGGGCUGAGGCUCUGCGUGAGAUUUCUGGACGCUUGGCUGAAAUGCCGGCUGAUUCUGGUUAUCCUGCUUAUCUCGGAACUAAACUGGCUAGCUUCUACGAGCGUGCAGGCAAAGUCCAGUGUCUUGGAAGUCCGCAGAGGCAAGGUACUGUCUCUAUCGUUGGAGCCGUUUCCCCUCCUGGAGGUGAUUUCUCAGAUCCCGUCACAUCUGCCACGCUUAGUAUCGUGCAAGUGUUCUGGGGUCUGGAUAAGAAACUUGCCCAGCGAAAACAUUUCCCAUCCGUCAACUGGAACUUGUCGUAUUCCAAGUACACGAAAAUCCUGGAGCCAUACUAUGAAAAGACACAUUCUGGAUUCGUAGAGCUUCGCAUGAAGACAAAAGAGAUUUUGCAAAAGGAGGAGGAUCUCGCGGAAAUCGUACAACUGGUGGGCAAGAGUGCUCUUGGCGAGAAUGAUAAGAUUACCUUGGAGGUCGCACGUAUGUUGAAAGAUGAUUUCUUGCAACAGAACGGUAUGAGUGAAUACGAUCGAUUCUGCCCCUUCUACAAGACCACGGCCAUGCUUCGCAAUUUCGUCGGGUUCCAUGAUGCAGCUUUGAGAGCAGUAGCUCAAGGAGACCUUACUUUCGCCAAGAUCAAAGACUCGGCGAGCGAUCUAAUGUUCAAGUUGUCUCAGAUGAAGUUCGAGUCGCCAUCUCAAGGUCAAGAACCCAUCACACAGAAAUUGGAUGCGUUGUACACGGAGAUCCAGGACAAAUUCCGACAGAUGGUAGAGUAA